Manis javanica (Malayan pangolin) is the source of this 1982-nucleotide messenger RNA. It is a transcript of the gene SLC39A5, whose product is annotated as solute carrier family 39 member 5. The record is from RefSeq and is a predicted model, not a curated record. Gene Ontology annotation, biological process: zinc ion import across plasma membrane; intracellular monoatomic cation homeostasis. Gene Ontology annotation, molecular function: zinc ion transmembrane transporter activity; monoatomic cation:bicarbonate symporter activity. NCBI's taxonomy places the organism in Eukaryota, Metazoa, Chordata, Mammalia, Pholidota, Manidae. Gene Ontology annotation, cellular component: plasma membrane.
CAGAUAGGCUAGGAGAGGGGUGCUUAGCCAUCCCAGCUUUUUGUCUGACGUGGCUCCAUUCCACUGGGACACCUGAUGCUUGAGCCUUGUUCCUCUCCCUGACUCAGGGACCUCUUAGCUACCACAGCAAGGCCUGACGGGGACCUGAGGUGACUGCUUUCACGCUGCCAGUGGGGGACCCAGUCCUCAGGAUGUUCCAGGGGGAAUAGGAGCCGGAAUCAGAGCCUCUAACCCAUUCCAGUAAUGGGGUCCCCAAUGAGUCAUCUUCUGGCUGGCCUGUGUGUGUGGGUGGCCUUGGGCUGGGUAGGGGGCUCAGCCCCCAACCUGGGUCCUGCUGAGCAAGAACAGAACCAUUACCUGGCCCAGCUGUUUGGCCUGUAUGGGGAGAAUGGGACGCUGACUGCAGGGGGCUUAGCACGGCUUCUCCACAGCCUGGGGCUAGGCCAGGUUCAGGGGCUUCGCCUGGGACACCAUGGCCCUCCAGUUGGUCGGGCUCAACACCCAGCUGGAGACAAUUCCACACACAGGUCCCAGGACCCGGAGCUGAGUGUGGCCAUCUGGGCAGGGCUGCCUCUAGGUCCCUCAGGGUGGGGCAACCUGGAGGAGCCAAACACUCUCCCGCCACCCAAUGGACCAGGCCCCUCGGGCCUGGACCUCUUUCACAGGCUUCUGCUGCUGGACCAUUCGCUGGCUGACCAUCUGAAUGAGGAUUGUCUGAACGGCUCCCAGCUGCUGGUCAAUUUCGGCCUGAGCCCUGCGGCUCCCCUGACCCCCCGUCAGUUCGCAUUGCUGUGUCCAGCCCUGCUCUAUCAGAUCGACAGCCGCGUCUGCGUCCAGGCCCCAGCCCCGAACCCCCCAGGGGAUCUACUCUCUGCUCUGGUCCAUAGUGCCCUGGCAGUCCUGCUACUCAGCCUCCCUGCUCCUCUCUCCCUGCUGCUGCUGCGGCUCCUGGGGCCUCACCUGCUGCAACCGCUGCUGGGCUUCCUCGGGGCCCUGGCCGUGGGCACUCUCUGUGGGGAUGCACUGCUACACCUGUUGCCACAUGCACAAGGAGGGCAGCACGCUGGACCAAGCGGGGGACCAGAGGGCUCAGGGCCAGGACUGUCCGUGCUCGGAGGCCUCUCCCUGCUCUUCGCGCUGGAGAACAUGCUAGGGCUUUGGCAGCGCCGCGGGCUCUGGCCAAGAUGCUGCAGGCGAAAAAGAAAGGAUCUCGCAACAGCAAACCUGGACCCAGAGGAUGGCAGUGGAAUGGCCCUUCAGCCCCUACAGGCAGCUUCAGAGCCAGGGGCUCAGGGAUCCAGAGAACAGGACAGCCAGCCCCCACCAGCCCCAGCCCCUCCUAGGCACCAGGGCCACAGUCAUGGACACCAGGGUGGUAGUGGCAGCAAUUUAACAUGGAUGGUCCUCUUGGGAGAUGGUCUGCACAACUUCAUGGAUGGGCUGGCCAUAGGUGCUGCCUUCUCAGAUGGCUUCUCCAGCGGCCUCAGCACCACCCUAGCAGUCUUCUGCCAUGAGCUCCCCCACGAACUGGGUGACUUUGCAAUGCUGCUCCGGGCAGAGCUGCCUUUUCGGCAGCUGCUGCUGCUGAGCCUGGUGUCUGGAGCCCUGGGACUUGGGGGUGCAGCCCUGGGGGUGGGGCUCAGUUUGGGCCCUGUCCCCCUUACUCCCUGGGUGUUUGGGGUCACUGCUGGGGUCUUCCUCUAUGUGGCCCUUGUGGACAUGCUACCGGCCCUGCUUCGUCCUCCUGAGCCCCUCCCCACACUUGAGGCACUACUGCAGGGCCUGGGGCUGCUGCUGGGGGGCAGCCUCAUGCUCACCAUAGCCCUGCUGGAGGAGCAGCUACGGCCUCUGGUCUCUGAAGGCUGAUGGGGGCCAGUGGAAAGGCAUCCAGUUGCUCUUCCUUCCCUCCAGCCACAGGAAUGCAAGCGGGACACAGGGCCAGUAGGAGCAAUAGGAUUUUAAUAAACAGAACCCAUCCCAAA